Messenger RNA from Pangasianodon hypophthalmus (striped catfish), 6786 nucleotides. It is a transcript of the gene glsb, whose product is annotated as glutaminase b. Gene Ontology annotation, biological process: L-glutamine catabolic process. Lineage: Eukaryota; Metazoa; Chordata; Actinopteri; Siluriformes; Pangasiidae. The transcript has 15 exons. Gene Ontology annotation, molecular function: glutaminase activity; protein binding. The record is from RefSeq and is a predicted model, not a curated record. The coding region runs from base 146 to 1870 and encodes 574 amino acids.
AGCGACUGGCGGUUUACACGUUUCGAGAAGCCGCGCUCGCGCCCCGGCUAAUUCUUUCGUGCUAGCUGAUACGUUGCAUGUUUUUAAUUCGUUUUACGGGCUACGAUAAGACGGAAUUCCUCUCAUUUAGCGCGACAGGAUUGAAAUGUUACAGUUUAGGUGUUCACCUGUCCUGAAGGAGUUGUUUCACGUGAGCUUUAAGCGUCCGUUAGUUCAUAUCGCGAGACGUAACGCGCAGGCGCUCAGCACUCAUGGCCGGCUAAUCUCGAAAAUAAACCCUUUAUGCACCUCGGGGUGUUUUUCACACUCUUCAUCAUGGACCAGAACACUCUGUACAAAGCCUGAAGGAGCGAUAGAGCCCAGCGACCAGCUGAAGAAAGAUGGUACGGUCCAGGAAGCCGCCUCGGACAAGAGAAGGAAGGCAGGGAUCAUGCCGAGUCUGGAGGAUCUGCUCUUCUACACCAUUGCCGAGGGCCAGGAGAAGAUCCCAGCCCACAAAUUUAUAACGGCGCUGAAGGCCACAGGUCUGAGAACAGGAGACCCCCGGCUGAAGGAGUGCAUGGAGAUGCUGAAGGAGACCCUGAAGUCCACGUCAGACGGAGUGAUGCUGGACCGCCACCUCUUCAAGAAAUGUGUCCAGAGCAACAUCGUGCUCCUGACCCAAGCUUUCCGCAAGAAGUUCGUCAUCCCUGAUUUCAUGGCUUUCACCUCCCACAUAGACAAGCUUUAUGACACGGGCAGAAACCUGUCCGGAGGCCAGGUGGCUGACUACAUUCCUCAACUGGCUAAGUUCAGCCCUGACCUGUGGGGCGUGGCUCUGUGCACGGUGGACGGACAGAGACACACUGUGGGCGACACCAAGGUGCCGUUCUGUCUGCAGUCGUGUGUGAAGCCGCUGAAGUACGCCAUCGCGGUGCACGACCACGGCACUGAGUACGUGCACCGCUUCAUCGGCAAAGAGCCCAGCGGCUUACGCUUCAACAAACUCUUUCUGAACGAGGAGGAUAAACCCCAUAACCCGAUGGUGAACGCCGGCGCGAUUGUGUGUACCUCUCUGAUAAAGCAAAAGGCAAGCAACGCAGAGAAGUUCGACUAUGUGAUGAACUUCCUCAAAAAGAUGGCGGGCAACGAGUAUGUGGGUUUCAGCAACGCCACAUUCCAGUCUGAGCGUGAAUCAGGCGAUAGGAAUUUCGCCAUCGGAUAUUACCUGAAGGAGAAGAAGUGUUUUCCUGAAGGUACAGAUAUGAUCUCCAUCCUGGACUUCUACUUCCAGCUGUGCUCCAUCGAGGUGACCUGCGAGAGCGCCAGCGUCAUGGCUGCCACCCUGGCCAACGGUGGCUUCUGUCCAAUCACGGGCGAGCGCGUGCUGAGUCCCGAGGCCGUGAGGAACACGCUGAGCCUCAUGCACUCCUGCGGCAUGUACGACUUCUCCGGGCAAUUCGCUUUCCACGUGGGUUUACCGGCUAAGUCGGGCGUGGCAGGUGGUAUCCUCCUGGUGGUGCCCAACGUGAUGGGUAUCAUGUGCUGGUCUCCUCCACUGGACAAACUGGGCAACAGCGUGCGAGGCAUCCAGUUCUGCACGGAUCUGGUGUCUCUGUUCAACUUCCACAACUACGACAAUCUGCGGCACUUUGCGAAGAAGCUGGACCCGCGGCGCGAGGGCGGCGAGCAGCGGGUGAGUGCGCUCUUUCGUUCUGCCCACCUAUCCGUGCCUGCAUGCCCGAUCAACGCGCUACACAGCGUCCUGUACGACAGCACACCUUUGGGCCGAUGGAUUACGAGAGUCUUCAGCAAGAGCUGGCUCUCAAAGAUUCGCUGUGGAAAAAAGUCUCGCCCACCGAGUCCAACGAAGACACUUCCACCACUGUGAUCUAUAGGAUGGAUAAAGUCGGAGAGCACGACUAAACACGCCUGCGCUUCGGCUGGAAUAAAGGGCUGUACAGGGGGGACACGCGGCGUAUUUAUUCACUGUGUUAUUUUAUUUUAUUUUAUUUUAUUGUGUCUUGGCUUGCCGCUUUGGGUGUUUUUGUUGGAUGUUUAUUUGUUUUUUUUCCUCUGUCUCUGAUUCAGAUUCAGAUGCGCCGACCAGUCUCAGAUUUUUUUUCUUUUCUGUUUCUAAAUGUUAAUAUGAAACCAAAGCGCCGGGUUCUGAACCCAGGCAGGAGUUGAGAGAAGGAGGUGCAUGGUCAGGUUACCACGCGGGAAACAGAGGUGUUACGGUCCUGACUGGCUGCUCAGCUGACACUGAUCGCUGUCUCUUCUUUGCAGCACAGUGUUGACAGACAUCAUGAGCUUUCCACACACACACGCGCACGCACACACACACACACAAGCUCCUCACAGAGUGUGUAUUGAUCAGGUGACGUCAUGGAGGUCACCCCGGCUUGCCUGCAUGACCUUCAGCUGUGCCCGUGCAGGGAGGUUUCUCUUCUCUCCUCCCUCUUUUACAUAAACCCAACACAUUUUAGCUCCAUUUAUUCACUUAUUAUUUAAUCGUAUGUUGAAAAAAAUUUUUUUUUAAACACUAUCAUUCAAAACUCGCAUAUUAGGAUCUCAGCAUGAUGACUGCGGAGACGACGAAAUGCGCUUCACUACCCCUCACUACUCACACUGAGGUUUCACGCUGGUCAUCACGUUCGAGUGCUCCAGUCCUGCAGGUGGCGCUGUUACAAAUAUCACACAUGCCUUGUUUGUAAAGACCAAUCACAGGCUUGUUCAUGUACUGUGUUCCUCCUUGGAGUUUUCUCCAGCUGCCAUGUGCAUGACACGGCGAACGAAGCUUCCACGUGACAUCCAAUUGCUUCGCAGUUACAUCAUGCUGUUCGCCAAACGUCGCCUCCUCAUGACGUAUGCUGAGGUCUUUAACUGUGUAGUUUGUGACAUUCUGAUGUAGUGGCUGCGAGGUGAACUGCAACUACACUUAAAAAAAUAAAAAAAAUCAACCACAGACUCCGCCCUCUAGUUCUCCAGUGAUGGAGUUUAGAAGCUCUGUUCCAGAUGGGGGCGGAGCUUAAUUACAACACAGCAAAAUGUUACCUGAAGCCUGAAGCGUAGAAAUGAACCAGAUUGUACUCAGGCUGUGUUCACAAGGCAAGGAGUUGUUCAUAUUUGUCAGAAAACACACGUCUGGUUUGUUGUAGGUGGAUUCUGUGGCCGAAAGCAUCGUGUUUUGGAUCGAUGUGAUUGAGUCAUGCCUCGUCCCUGACAUUUCGUUUCAGUGUUUUACAAAAUAUACAGAGAAAUAACAGUAAAAAUCUGCGUGUCUGCUAUUGGCUGAUGCGUAAUCACCUCAGAGUACCUUCCCUUACCUAUUCAACUUUUUUAAAUGAAUAACGAAUUGUAAUUUUUACACGUUGCCUUCAUUCUCAGUGUGUUGUCCAUUAACACGAUAGCGACUAUGAAAUUGCUCUUCAGGUGUUUAUGCCCUACAUCCACAGGAAGUCAGUGAGAAAAUAGGAAAUUGCGUUAAAACAUUCUCGAAGUUUACAAUUUUACCGACUUCAGAGCACGCGCUGUUACAGCAGGCUGAAAUACUGAGCUGACGUUCAGUAAAUCUUUUACUUUGUGGUUUUUUUAUGUUCGUAAUGUCAGUAAUAAAACACUUUAGACAUGCUGCUAUAGGAAAAUAAUCAACGCCGGGGUAGUGUGAUGCGUUACCACCCUGAAGGUAAAUAUUUUCUGGUAAGAUAAUACUAUAAAAAAGGCAGCUUGUUAUGUUACAGAGAAACCGUAACGUUGUUACAGCUUUACCUCUGACACUGGAGACUCCUUCCAUAAAUGUUACACAUCUCCUUGCUUUAAAAAAAAAAAAAAACUUCACCAUAUCAAAGAUUACACACAUUAUUUAAUCUGUUUAUUAUUAAUUCAAUUAUUUAUUUGUUUAGCGCUUUUAACAAUGGACAUUGUCGCAAAGCAGCUUUACAGAAAUAUAUAAAUUCUGGAUAUAAAUUUUAAAUGUAAAAAAUUUGUCCCUAAUGAGCGAGCCAGAGGUGAUGGUGGUGAGGAAGAACUCUCCGAGACGACAUUAGUGAAGAAGCCGUGUGUUAGUGAAGCUUUCUCCGUACUGUACACGUCCCUGUGAAUGAGCUGCUGCUAUAGAAACGAUAACGUAUUAGAACAAGCGCGUUAUUAUAAACCUGCACUACUGUCAGAGCUGCUGUUCUAGAAAAUUCAUCAACACCAGGAUUCAACAGAACUGUGCACUACGUCAAACACAAGCACGUGCAGAAUCGAUGCUUGACUACGCCACAUUAAAGAACCGAAUAUCCAUUCCUUAACAAAUAUUAAAAUUAGACACUUCGCUGAAACAGUGUUCGUGUUGAAUUCAGUUCAGACUUGUGUUUUUAUGACCUUGUGAACGCAGCCUCGAAUUUUUUUUUUCUAAAAGUGCAGAAAGAAUCCAAACAGCACCUUUAAGCCAUAGCGUUAGUCUCUACAGCUAUUUGUUGAAAAGAAGCAACGUUUUUGAUGUGUGUACGUGAAGAAGGAUGUUAUGUUGCUUAUGAGAUAUCGUUUGACAGCGUAAUGGAGCUGAUGAAAUAAGAGCAAGGCUGCGUUUGGGAUCUGAUUGUUGAUUAGUACUUCUCUGGCUCUGCUCCCAGAGUGUGUAUCGAUCAGCGUGGUGAGGUUCAGUCAGACUCGUCCAGGGCCAAGCUCAAACGUUUCAGCUUUCCCUGAGCCUGCCAUCGCAUCAGUGAUGAAGAGAAAUCUUUCCAAUACUGUGCUGAUUUACUCAUACUCGUAAAAAUGCUCCAAUGCCAACACCUGACGCAGUGUGACGUCGUCUGUCUAAUAAACUGACGUCACAGAAAGACAGCGAUCUGGACGUAUUUCACGAUUAAUGAAUAAAGCAGACUGCACACUGCGCUCUGUGAAAAUAUCUAAAGCGUCUAGCUACAGAACAAGCGAUAAAACAUCUUUAAGCUAAAACUCAGAACGAGGAGUUCAACACUAGGAAAGAGGAAUGUCUACAGUCAGUGCUAGGUGUGUGAAAAUACAAACACUUCCCCGGUAUGAUGAUGUUUGACAAUCAGUCGCUAUCGGUAAUCGACAGUGAGGGAUUCUUACGCAACUGAAACACAAACGUACUUUUCCGAAGUGAAACAAAACCCGCUCUUCUCCAACCUUACUCCAUCCAAGCUAACAAAUGUAGCUAGCUAAUGCACUUCAUUUUUAUUAAAAUCAACUCACUAGCUUUAUAAAGAUAUAAGAACGAUAUUUAAACAUAAACAGAGCUAAAUGAAAUGCAUCAUGUGACAUCCCUGAUUGAUUCAUACUCAGUCUAAAAAAAAAAAAAAAAAAAAAAAACACUAGAAUUAUCACUAGUUUUUCACUAAUAUUUGCUGAUUGUGUGUUUGAAUCGCACAGGUUUGAACGCGUUUCUGUUGAAACCUGGUGCUAUAAAGAAGCUCAGGCUCAUAAUUCCGCUCAUGAAGAAGCGCAUUUUUAAUUUUCCCAGCUCUGUGGUUGCGUUAGAGAUGCGAUCAGUCAGCGUUCAGCACCCAGCUCACGGUCCGACUUUCUCCUCUCCAAAUAUCUGCCCUUGACACUGACCCGCUUUUUGCACAUAACUGAGCCGAGGCCUUAGAUCUCAUGCUGCUUAGCUACUUUAAAGCAUGUUUUCAUGUUCUGCACUGUUACAGCUUUUCUCAUUCAUCGCACCUUCACGUGUUGAUGCCCGACAUGUUGGAUGGAUCAAUCAGGAAGCGCAGAAACAGCAUAGUAUCAUGAAUACGUAUUUUUUUGUAGCUUUUAAUGUUAUUUAACAGCCUCAGUUCUGGAGUUUGAACAUAAUUCCUGAAAAAUGAAGCAAUUCCUGAUUGAGCCUUUAACUGUGAAUUAUUACUGUUGCAAGAAAAAGCAGAAUCGCAGAUUUAAUUUAUGGGAUUGUGUCACUUUCUUGCAACAGUAACGAAACGAACGGCAGCCACAAGGCGAGCGAUGUAAGUGUUACUUUAUUUUAUUUUUUUCUUUUCGAGCAUGUGUGUGUGUGUGUACGUGUGUGUGUGUGUGUGUGUGUGUGUGUUUAUUUUCACGGGAAUGUACAAUAUUGUUUCUGUAUUAUUUCUCCAUGCUGAGUAUGUCGUUAACACACCUCACUGCUGUCAUUAUUUACUCUGUGUAUGUGUGUAAACAGAACUGGAUUGAGUGUGUGUGUGUGUGUGUGUGUGUGUGUGUGUGUGUGUGCGCUGUUAUCCCAUCUCACACUCUCUAGCGAGACAGUGCGACGGGAUUGUUCUGUUUUUAACUGGAGCAGGAUGUAUUGAUUACUUGAACAGGGGAAUGUGAUCCCUUCUCUAUGUUACUAACGUGACUACUCCUGUUGAAAGUGAUAAACAGUAAUGCUGAUCAUCUGUCAGCACGCAAAAGACAUAUUUAUAUACAUUUAUAUAAAUAUAAACAUGCUUUCCUUAUAGAAUUAUUAUUCAAGUAUGUCAUGGAUGCUCUCACUAGCAGUAUUGCUUUCUCUCUGGCUGUUCACUUUCAUUUGCUGGCUGUUCAUUUUGGAUUAUUUUAUUUUAAUAAACUUGUGUAAACCCAUCUCAUCUGUUAUCUCAUGGCUUUUUUUUUUCAUUUGUUUGUUAGUUUUUUUUUUCUUAAUCAUCCUUGUCUCAUCUCCAUUGUCCAAACUCUAAACAGCAGCUUUGAGGACAGAUAUUACUGCUGAAUAAAUAGCUGAAAGAGUUUACAGUGUUGCUGUAUUAAUGAUGGAGGUUCCAGUGUUACAGCUCAGGUUCUUGUGCAUCGCCUUGUUAUUCUCUUAAAUAAACAAGCUGGAUAACUGAA